Messenger RNA from Owenia fusiformis, 2144 nucleotides. NCBI's taxonomy places the organism in Eukaryota, Metazoa, Annelida, Polychaeta, Sabellida, Oweniidae. The record is from the annotation of a GenBank genome assembly.
CUAAAUUGAAUGACGUCACAGGGAUUUUCCUCGAGUAUCGAUGAGUCAUCCAAAGACAUGACUCUCACCGGCUUGUAAGUGAAGUUUACUGAAUGGAUAUUGGCCUGUAGAUACACCAGAACACAGGGAAACUCCAGGACAAGUCCCGGCCUUGUUGGACACUGGCUGGGGAAGGAUUCAAGCAAUUUGUUUCGUCUAUUUUCCGAGGAAUUUUCAAAAUGGCCGAAGAUAGAACAGUUCCAAUGGACACAGGGACCCCAACUUCAAAUGUAAAACGAAAAAAUCUGAAGCUGUCUUUUGAUGGAGCAAUGCCUAGGCCUGCACGACCAAUGGCUGUACCAAUGUCACUCCCUAUUCCGCAUAACCCACGGGUAGAGCAGGUUGCAUCUGGACAUACCUUGGCCAGCAUGGGACACAGAACACAGAUAGAGAGACUGAGAUCACAAAGCAUUGAUUCUGCUGGAAAACUGAAGAUCUCACCAGAUAAAGAAUAUGACUUCACUGCAGCGGACCUGCAAGAUUUGGGAGAGAUAGGACGUGGUGCAUAUGGCACAGUCAACAAAAUGUGCCAUACAAAAAGUAACACACUAAUGGCAGUAAAGAGAAUACGGUCAACAGUUGAUGAAAAGGAACAAAAGCAAUUAUUAAUGGACUUAGAUGUUGUUAUGCGAAGUAAUGAUUGCCCAUGUAUAGUGCAAUUCUAUGGGGCAUUAUUCAAAGAAGGGGACUGCUGGAUAUGCAUGGAGAUAAUGUCAGUGUCCCUGGAUAAGUUCUACAAGUUUGUAUAUAGACACUUACAGCAGCAUAUACCUGAGGAAAUAUUAGGAAAAAUAGUUGUAGCGACUGUAAAGGCGCUACAUUAUUUGAAAGAAAAAUUAAAAAUAAUUCAUAGAGAUGUUAAACCAUCCAAUAUUCUGCUAGACAGGAAGGGCAACAUCAAACUAUGUGAUUUUGGCAUCAGUGGCCAGCUAGUUGACUCAAUAGCUAAGACAAGAGAUGCUGGAUGCAAACCAUACAUGGCUCCUGAGAGGAUAGAUCCAAGACAUUCUAGUAAAGGCUAUGAUGUCAGGUCAGAUGUCUGGAGUCUAGGAAUAACAAUGCAUGAAAUUGCAAAUGGUAAAUUCCCGUAUCCAAAAUGGAACAGUGUAUUUGACCAGCUAACUCAGGUUGUACAGGGGGCUGCCCCUAAACUCUCUCAAGAAGAUAGGUUCUCAAACUCCUUUGUUAAAUUAGUUAACACAUGUUUAACAAAGGAUGAAAAAUCUAGACCCAAAUACAAUAAGCUUCUGGAGGAUCCAUUUAUCCGGCAGUACUCUGAGAAACAAGUGGAUGUGGCAAGCUAUGUGUGUCUAGUUUUAGAUAAAAUGGACCAACUUCCCGGCUCUGAGAAAAUGGAGCUUGAGCAAAGUGGAAGCUCUUGAGGUCAUUCCAUGGCCAUUUAAUACAGUACAGUUGAGAAUUAACCAUUGUUAUGAAGCUAUAGAGAUCUAUGUGAGUUGCUUGUACCGUGGAAGGUUAAUUUUUAGUUGUACUGUAUUGUAGUUUAUAGAAUUUAGUUGUGAAGUACAACUUACAGCAUUGCACUUGUAUCACACUUAACUGAAGUUUACCUUUUGUUGUUGAAAAAUCAUGUCCAGUCAACAGUUUGCUGCAUUAUUCAUACCCCAUAGUGGUAAGUGCCAUAGUCAUAGGGAAUUAUAUCAUUAUCUGUAGUGGUUCAGUGAACCAGUUUGUGGAUCUGAGGAUUUGUAUUGUCCACACUACAAGUCCUUUGAAUAUGCAUCUUUAUCCCAUUGAGGGCUCCUAGCUUACAGCUCAUACAUACCAAUAUGUUUUUAACAUCUUUAUUAGUAUAUUUAAUGAAAUAUAAGAGAUUUUAAAUUUGAAUUUGUUUCUAAAAUAUAUGCUGUAUGCUGUACCACAACUCAUGGAGUAUCUACAUUCAGCUCUGAAUUCCUCACUUUUAUAAUGAGUUCAAGUAUAGAAUAUAAAUCGAGGCAAAAUGUUCACCAAAAGUUGAUAAAGAAUUUGUUAAUUUAUUUAUCUGAAAUUGAGCAAUGGUGUUUUCUUGACAUUCUUUGUUUCUUAUAUUAUCUUAAAGCAAGGACAAUUUGAUACAAGUUUUAUGCAAAGAGCUGAUUGUU